Molecule: messenger RNA, 1185 nt
Organism: Geodia barretti
Lineage: Eukaryota; Metazoa; Porifera; Demospongiae; Tetractinellida; Geodiidae
Source: the annotation of a GenBank genome assembly
AUGAUAUCCUCCAGACGGGCAAAAAGAACGGAGAACGGGGACUUACUGCGCCGCCGUAAAGUUGCGGCUCAUUGCGGAGCCACACCCUCCGAUCCAAUUUCGGCCCCGCCCACCUGCGAUAACAAAAUGGCGAGCGGCGGGACCAAUCCUCGUGAACUACAGGAGAACUUGUCGAACUCCGAGGCUCAACUUCACCAAGUUGAGGCCGCCUUGACCAAUGACCCAAAUAACGCUGAACUCCUCAAGCUAAAGGAAGAUCUCACCGAAGUAAUCCAGCUUUCAAGAGAGCUACUGCAACUGGUUCCAGAGGCGACACCAAAGUCACCAGCAACUCUUGUGUACAACUGGAAACCUGGGGACUCUUGCUCUGCAGUCUGGAGUGAGAGUGGGAGAUACUACAAUGCAGUCAUUGACAUGAUAUCAGAAGACAAAGGGACCUGUUCUGUCACCUUUGAAGGAUAUGGCACCACAGAAAUUGUGAAACUGUCGGAACUGAAACCAGAGAAUACAACAGAAGACACUGCAGGCAAGAGGAAGGGAGCUCAGCAACUGAUGAAAUCUAAAGCCAAUAAGCAGAAAAGAGAAGAGCUAAAAGAGUACAGGAAAAAGAAGACACAGAAAAAGUUGCAGAAACAACAGGAGGUGGAGGAACUUAGAGAAAAGGAGAAAGAUCGAUGGAAGAGCUUCACGCAGAAGAGCUCCAAGCAGAAAGGACCUAUAAACAGCCGCCAGAAGAAAAGCAUCUUUGCUGUUCCAGAUUCUCUUAGUGGCCGGGGCUGGCACUGGAAGGAAGGGGACACUCAGAAGGAGGACAUUGCUCAUAUAAUUGCCAUUCACAACAAGAACAAUGAGGAGGCGUGGCAGGAGGUACUCAAGUGGGAGCUGAUGCAUGCUCAGGAGUGUGUCUGUGGACCAAAGUUGGUGAGCUUCAGAGGUCGAGCAAAGGACUUCACUCCAAGAGCCAAGAUACGGUCUUGGUUAGGAUAUGAGCUGCCAUUCGACCGACAUGACUGGGUGGUGGACAGGUGUGGGCGACAGGUACGCUACGUCAUUGACUACUACGGCUGUGAGCCUGCUGAGGACAAUGACGUUCCUAUCUACUUGGACGUCAGACCUGCUCUAGACUCAUUCCAAGCCUUCUGGGACCGUGUGCGCGUGGCAUGGAGACGAUGGACUAGUGCAUAG